Messenger RNA from Trypanosoma rangeli, 438 nucleotides. RefSeq names its product trans-sialidase. NCBI's taxonomy places the organism in Eukaryota, Euglenozoa, Kinetoplastea, Trypanosomatida, Trypanosomatidae. The record is from RefSeq and is a predicted model, not a curated record. The transcript has a single exon. The coding region runs from base 1 to 438 and encodes 145 amino acids.
AUGAGACAAGCAGCCUUUUUCUUGUGCCCCUCACCGAGCAGCUGCAGCGGGUCACAUGGCUGGGCAGCCUGCAGCUCUCCCGUGCCUGCGGAUGGGUUGGUUGGCUUUUGGUCCGGUGCUGGGAAUGCCACCCAAUGGGCCGGCGAUUACCGUUGGAUGAACGCCACGGUGAGUGGCGCGACAAGGAUUGCCGACGGCUUUAACAUGACGGGGCCCGCGUCACGGAUUGUGCGGCCAGUGAUUGAGCGGGCGGGGGCCCCGGCGUACAGCUUUGGUGGGCGUGAGCGUGGGCUGGCACGUGCAGGAGCUGAGCACGAGCUACGACGGGAAGAAGCGCUGGCGGACGGGCGGCGGUCGGGGUCGUGGCUUUGCGUAAGUCUCGUGUGGAGGCCAUCGAGGGGUGGGACAGAGAGGCGGCGGUGCCGAAGGGCCCUCUAA